Bradysia coprophila is the source of this 1560-nucleotide messenger RNA. RefSeq lists its product as uncharacterized. NCBI's taxonomy places the organism in Eukaryota, Metazoa, Arthropoda, Insecta, Diptera, Sciaridae. The record is from RefSeq and is a predicted model, not a curated record.
GGUACAUUGCUGCAAUAACAAUAACAAGACAAUUUGAUUAAAUUAUUUUGAUUUUCCGUAGUUGUUAUUGAUACUUGUUGAACGUGUUGAUACCGUGAAAGAACUAUGCCUAACCAGAACCAUUCGCGUCGUCGAAAGAAUGGUAAAAAUAAAAACACCGGCAAGGGAUUCAGCAUAAACAUAAACAGUGAUAAUUCCCCAGCAGCAAUUAGCAGAAAGAUUGAUAAAAAUGAUGCGAACCAAGAAAAAUUAUCUCAAUUGUCAAUUUCGGAUGCAGAAAACAGUGUGAUGCACAAUUCGGUGUUAGACAAUGAAAGUGACGUUCAUUUAAUGAAACAACAUCAGGAUAGUAAAAAGAUUGAUGCUGAAAUUAAGAACUAUUUUGAAAUAAAUGAAGAGUAUUUAUGUAAAACACGAUCAGGUACUAGCAGCUCAGGCAUGCUUCCAGGAGAAAAGCAAAAAGUUACUUUGAAGGAUUAUGGCGAUAGAAAGUCUGCGGAAGCGGAACUGAAAUGUUACAAAAAGUUGAAAAAUACAAAUUUCUUUGUGCAAAUGAUUCAGAAGUCGGAACCUCCUCAGCGACUUUUGGCUGUUUUUGAGCGCCAUAAGGAAAAUAUUUUCUUACAUCUACAAGGCUACAAUAAUGAUUUAUUAUGUACGGAAUACCCUAGACAAUUCUUAUCGGCGGUAAAUUACUUGCACCAUAAAAGAUUGGUUCUUAAAUUUUCAGAGAACCCAAACCACAUUGCAUUAACUUCAAAUAAAAUGUUGAAAGUUUGUAACUUAGAGAACGCUAAACAGACGACUUGCAUAGAAGAAAUUCAAAGAAAUGUUGCAGAAUGCGCAGUUAUUUUAAACCAAAUUAUAACGAAUUGUCAAGAACAUAGAGCUGUUAUUGCCAACGUUAAAUCUUUAUUAACGUGUGUACAGCAAAGAUAUGCUUUAAUGUUUUUAAUCGAGCUGUUGAAAGAGAACAAAAUGACUUUGUCAGACGCUCUAAAAAGUCCCACAUUUUACUCAUCUAAUGAACGAUCACUUUUAUUUUCAAAUUUUUGCAAAUGGGUGGAAAGGGAUAAUGGAGUUCAAAAACCAAAUCUAUUAAAAUUUCUUCGAGCGGACAAUACAUUCAAAUGGUGGCAAAGUAAGCUUGAGCCAGAUGUUAAGGUGGAAUUGGACCAAGAAAAUCCGAAUAUAGAGGAUAAUGCAUUCGGCUUGAUAAGAACAGUCCGAAACAAGUUGGCGCACAAAGAUCAUAGAGAUGAACGUGGAGCAUGGAAUGAUGUCAUUAAUGACAUUACUAUUUUUCAAUGGGCAGCAAGAUUUACGGCACUAAUCACUUUUGUUCACCAAUUGAAAUGCGUUGCUGAAGGUUGUAGCGAUGACUUUAGUAAAUAUAAGGAAAUUACACAACUCAGCAUCUAUCAACCCCAAAAACUGCUACAUUUUAAAAAACAAAAAGAAAAGUUUAAAUAUUUCUUUACACAUUUCCCCCUCCCAAACAUGCUAUGUACUGCCCCAGUAAUAGCAUAAAAUGCCUUAACCUAAGUGAAUAAAUACACU